UGUUGCCUUCUUAUGUCAAGUGAGAAGAGUGAAUUCAGAGAGGGUAAUUUCAACAAUUCUGUCGAAUUACUCUCUCUCUAUCUCCUCACAUCUGACUGGGUGGUGAGGUCUCCUUCCUCUCUCGUCCUUGUUUCCAUGGAGGCGUGAGUCUCACCUGCUACAGGCUAAUAUGUACGGCCUUUCCACGAUAGCUCUUGACUUCAAAAAAAGCACCCAUUUGCCAAUCUAGAGAGAGAAAGAGAAGGAGAUAGAGAGAGAAAACCCAAACUCAGAGUCAUGGAGAAGAUGUUCAAAAGGUAAACACAAAAUCCAAACAGGAAACGAGAGAGAGAAGGAUAAACAGAGAGAACCCAUAACCAGAGAGAAACCAGAAUCCAAACAGAAGAGAGAGGGAGGAACUGCCCAUGUCUUGAUUGAAGAGAGGGAGGAGCUCAAAUCCAAACUGAAAGAGAGAGAGUCCCGAUUUCUCAUUACAGAGGGAGAGUCACAAAUCCGAGCCUCCAUUUCUGUUUCACCCCAUGUUCUUCUCUUCGAUGAAGAAGCCAUUUGGAUCGCCAACCAGCAUGGGUUUCUUCAACGCCCUCAACGAAGAAGUCAUCAUCUUGAUUCUCCAAAAGCUCGAAGACCCCCUCGAUUUGAAAUCCUUCUCUCUCGUCUGCAAAUCCUUCUUCGCCAUUGAAGCUAAAAACCGCACCCACCUCCAACCCAUUCGCUCUGAGCUUCUACCCAAAACUCUCAAACGAUACCACAAAACCCUACAUUUGGAUCUUUCAUUUUGCCCAAGAAUUGCAGAUAGUUGUUUGCACACAAUCUCUCUAAUUUGCAGGUCCAAUCUUCUCUCUCUAAAUCUUUCUCACUCGAGGUUCUUUUCUCACUCUGGUCUCUCUCAAUUGAUCUUAAAUUGUGUUAACUUGGUGGAAAUCAAUCUAUCGAAUGGAACCCAUCUCACUGAUUCAGCAGCAGCUGCCAUUGCUAAAUUAAAGAAUUUGCAGAGUCUGAGAUUGACGAGGUGCAAGCAAAUCUCUGAUUUGGGUCUUGGAUGUAUAGCCGUUGGAUGUUCAAAAUUGAGGCUUUUGAGCCUCAAAUGGUGUUUGGGAAUCACUGAUAUGGGAAUUGGCCUUGUUGCUGUCAAGUGUAAGGAGAUUCGGAGCCUCGAUUUAUCAUACACGCAGAUUACGCAGGACUCUCUGGCUUCAAUCUUACUCUUGAAGGAUCUUGAAGACCUUUUUCUGGCUGGAUGUCACGGGAUAAAUGAUGACGGCCUUGUUACUUUGAAGAAGGGUUGUAGGUCCCUAAAGACUCUUGAUAUCUCAAACUGCCGGAACGUGACACACAUUGGCUUCUCGUCCCUCAUAAAUGGAGUGGCCUUCUUGGGGCGACUAACACUGGCUUACAGCACCGCUGUCAUAAAUGGCAUCAAUGAUUGCUUGAGAAGCCUUCCCAAAUUACAUACGAUCAAGUUAGAUGACAGCCAUGUCACAAGCUCAGGUUUGAAAGCCAUUGGUGAAUGUUGCCCAUUGCUAAGAGAGCUAAGCCUGAGUAAGUGCAAGGGGGUGAACGAUGAAGGGAUCUCUUCUCUUGCACCAAAAUGCAAAGAACUAAGGAAAUUAGACAUCACAUGUUGUGGAGAGAUAACCAAAAUCUCUAUAGCAAGUAUCUCACAGUCGUGCACUCGCCUCUCCUCUCUCAAGAUGGAGUGUUGUAGCCUUGUUUCUGGGGAGGCUUUUGUUUUGCUAGGACAGCGUUGCCAUUUCUUAGAAGAGGUGGAUUUCACUAGUAAUGAAAUAGAUGAUGAAGGCCUAAAGUCCCUAUCCAAUUGCUCAGAACUCAUUUGUCUAAAGAUUGGGAUUUGCUUGAACAUAACUGAUAAGGGGCUUAGCUAUGUUGGGAGUUCUUGCUCCAAGCUCCGAGAACUUGAUUUGUACAGAUCAAUUGGGAUCGCUGAUUCGGGGAUUGCAGCAAUUGCACAUGGUUGCCCAUCUUUGGAGAUGAUCAAUAUGUCAUACUGUACAGAAAUCACAAACUGUUCAUUGAUUUCUCUAUCAAAAUGUCAGAGACUAAAUGUCCUCGAAAUCAGAGGAUGCCAACAUAUUUCUUCUAUAGGUCUCUCAGCAAUUGCUUCAGGUUGCAGGCAUCUCACCAAGUUAGAUGUCAAGAAGUGCUUCUCUGUCGAUGAUUCCGGCAUCGUCCCAUUAGCUCGCUCAUCCCAUAAUCUAAGACAGAUGAACCUCUCAUAUUGUUCAAUCACGGAUGUGGGUUUGUUAGCAUUAGCAAGUAUCAGUUGCCUACAGAAUAUGACAGUCUUGCAUCUUAGGGGAGUGAGUGCAAAUGGUUUAGCAACUGCUCUGUUAGCUUGCAGCUGCUUAUCAAAAGUGAAGCUCCAUUCAUGCUUCAGUUCCUUGCUUCCUAGGCCUUUGAUUGAACACAUGGAAGCUAGAGGCUGUGAAUUCCAAUGGAGAAACAAACCUUUCCAGGUGGAGGAUGGAAUGGUGUUGGCAAUGAAGAAGAUGGGAUGAUAAUUUUCUUUUACUAUUUAGUGGCAAAGAGAGUGCCACUCUUAACUCAUGGGGACUUCUUACGCCCCCUUUGAAAAUAAUUAGAAGUCCAAAGAGUCUCUCUGUAGAAAUUGAGACCUGAGAGUCCGAGAACCCGAGACCAAGUAAAGGGAGAACGGAGAUCGAACAUAGCAUGAACAUCUCUCUCUCUAUCUCGUCUUCAGCCAAGGUGCACUAUAUAAGUCUCCCAAGAAGAAGUAGAGUAAAAAUGCUCUACAGAAGUCUUCUAAGAACAACUGGAGGAAAAAUGCUCUAUGGAGUCUCCGAAGAAGAGCUAGAGGAAAAAAGGCCAUUCUCUCUCUCUCUCAAGAAGAGCUAGAGGAAAAAAGGUCAUUCCCUCUCUCUCUCUCUCUCUGAGCUAGAGGAAAACAGGCCUUUCGCUCUCUCUCCUGGCAAAAGCCGGAUUCUUUUAUUGCUUCUCGCUUUGUUUGUGGCUCUUCCCUUUGUACAUGUAAAAGGGAUUCCUCUUGAUUUAUCAAUUCAUUGACCCAGUAGUUUGGUUGUGUCUAAAAUUUAAAAGUAACAG
Molecule: messenger RNA, 3081 nt
Organism: Amborella trichopoda
Lineage: Eukaryota; Viridiplantae; Streptophyta; Magnoliopsida; Amborellales; Amborellaceae
Product: RNI-like superfamily protein
Biological process (GO): SCF-dependent proteasomal ubiquitin-dependent protein catabolic process
Cellular component (GO): SCF ubiquitin ligase complex
Molecular function (GO): protein binding
Source: RefSeq, a predicted model, not a curated record